This is a messenger RNA of Seriola aureovittata, 4046 nucleotides long. Its product is annotated as transcriptional regulator QRICH1-like. NCBI's taxonomy places the organism in Eukaryota, Metazoa, Chordata, Actinopteri, Carangiformes, Carangidae. The transcript is spliced from 12 exons. The record is from RefSeq and is a predicted model, not a curated record. Bases 661 to 2997 code for a protein of 778 amino acids.
UCUGAUUUUGACUCAUUUAAACAGACAAAUAAUGAAAUCUGAUUAAGCAUCAUUACAGCUCGUGACGGACUGAGCGUUGACUUAUGCCCAUCAUAGCUGCAUAUGUGGCGUCUGAAUGUAAUUUUAGUUUCCAUGUGACAUUUGCAAAGAGCCACAUAUUAAUGCAGGUCUUGGUCAUGCUGUGGGAUGGGACGCUUGUUAACAGGACAGCGCGGCAGGCCCGUCGCCUGGCAGAGCAGUCUGAAGAGGAGUCGCGUUUUUCUCGGGGCCUAUACUUCCGUCAUUUUAUAUCUCACUGGAUAAACACUGUGGACCCGAUUCUGCAUGUGUGGCGGUGUGGCGCAGGCUGUGGUAAUACUACUGGUGAUUCUGCUGGAUAAAUCAAUCUGCUUGGGAAACUUGUUUUGUACGGACAGCAGCCUGGAUCUCACCCUGAAACAAGCAGACGUCAGAGACCUCGCCUGCUUGCUGCCGUCGCUGCUGCUUAAUUUUAUCUAAUCGAAGCAUUGUUUGCGGGAUUACACCGCUGCCACAUGCACUAUGUAGCGAAGUGAAUGGCAUGCUGCUGGUAGCUGUUAGACGUUUAUCGGCUUUUUAGUUUUAAACACCGUGCCUUGGCGGAAAGGAGAGGAUUUCGUUUUAUUUAAGGUCAAAGUGACGAUGAAUGAGCAGGAGAGUGGGGUUGUUUCCUUCGAUGAAUAUGUGCGGCAGAAGGCGCGCACUGUGCCUCAACACAGGAUGAAGGAGUUCCUGGAGUGUCUUGCCAAGGGCCCAGAGGUGCUGCAGGAGUUCAGCCAGCAGGAAGGGGCAGCCACCACCACAGCCAUGGUGUACCAGCAGCAGGGUACCAACUGUGUCUACACAGACAGCACAGAGGUGGCUGGGUCGCUUUUAGAGCUGGCUUGCCCGGUACAGGUGACCUCGGCAGAUAUUUCACCUCAUCUGUCUGUGCACCAAGGGUCUGAGCAGCAGCUUCAAGUGCAGGUUCAGAUCCAGGAACAGCAGGGCCAGACAGUCGGCCAGGUUCUUCAGGUGGCCUCUCCCUCUCAGCAGGACCUGCAGGGAAUCUCCACAGCCCAGCUUGUCCAGCAGGGAGAGCUCACAGAGGAGCAGCAACAGCAGAUUCAGGCACAGUUGGUUGCAGCUGUGGCCGGAGGACAACAAAUCCACUUACAAGGAGCGCAGCAUAUUCAGCUGCCAGGGGGUCAGCAAAUUCAACUUCAGGCUGGCCAACAGAUUCAACUACAGGGCGGCCAACAGAUUCAACUACAGGGCGGCCAACAGAUUCAACUACAGGGCGGCCAACAGAUUCAACUACAGGGCGGCCAACAAAUUCAACUACAAGGUGGACAACAAAUUCAACUACAAGGUGGCCAGCAGAUCCAGAUUCAGACCAUAGAGGCCAUGUCUCCUUCCCAGCAACAGGACUCUCCCAGGGAGGCAGAGAGGAGGUCCGGCACUGUCUCAACUGUUCUCCAACCUGCCAAGAAGCGUAAAGUGGAUGUCCCUCUAGCUGUUUCCUAUGCGGUUCCACAGGGUCAGCAGGUGGCUACAGUUCUGGCCAUCCCUCAAGGGCAGCAGCAAAGCUACGUGUCCCUACGACCAGAUCUGCUCACUGUUGACAGCGCUCAACUGUACAGUACAACAGGAACAAUCACAGGUCCCACAGGUGAGACCUGGACCAUCCCUGUGUACUCCGCUCCUCAACAGCAGGGUGUAACUCACAUUGCUAUACCACAGGAGACAUACAGCACAGUGCAAGUUACCACCACCAACGGUAAGGACAAAAUGUCCCCCAGUUCCUCAUCAAGGUCUGCAGAUGGGCAGUUGGCCUCCACUGGAACACAGGAAGAAAUAGUACAGACCCUGUUCCCAGCACAGUUCAUGAACGGGAACAUUCACAUCCCUGUGGCAGUGCAGACUGUAGGAGGGACUUACAACACUACACAGUCGGUACACAUAUGGGACCCAAGUCAACAGCAGAGCCAAGGAGAAGAGGGACAAGAACAGCAGCUCCAUCUGCAGGGUCAACUACAGGCAGAGUCUCAUGCUGAACCACCCACUGAGAUUCUGGUUCCUGUCUGUCUGAAGCCAGAGGAGGGCUUGGAGGUCUGGCGCCUUUGGGUGAAGCGAAAAAACACAGAGCUAAGCAAGCAGGAAAAGACAAAGCUUGCACCCAUAGGACGUCGUCAACCCCUGCGUUUUCAAGAAGACUUGGUGUCCAGUGCGGUGGCUGAGUUAAACUUGGGUCUUUCCCUAAUGACACAGGAAGCUCGUGGAACAGAGGAAGAACAAUUUGCGCCCGAUGUUCUGUAUUACGUCUUCUUGUGUAUACAAAAGUAUCUCUCUGAAAAUGGACGCGUGGAUGAUAUUUUCUCUGAUCCAUAUUACACACGUUUCUGUGGGUCUUUACACAACAUCCUGGAUGGUUGGAAACCAAGUGUCCAUCCGUUAGGUUACAUUAUUCCAAGUCAUGUGACAGAGGAGAUGCUGUGGGAGUGUAAACAGCUUGGUGCACAUUCACCAGCCACACUGCUCACAACUCUAAUGUACUUCAAUACUAAGCAUUUCCGCCUGAUAACAGCUGAACAGCACAUGAAAGUAGCUUUCUCCAAGGUCCUAAGACACACGAGGAAGAACCCCACUAAUGCCAAGGACAAAGCAACCAGUAUCCGCCUUCUCAAAGGACAAGGUCCACACAGUGCCACGCAGAAAGGAACUGAUGACAUGUACGAAGAGCAGAUCGAGGAUCCAGAGAAUCCUCUUCGUUGUCCCAUUAAACUUUAUGACUUUUACCUCUUCAAGUGUCCUCAAAGCGUUAAAGGACGCAACGACGCAUACUACAUGACCCCAGAACCCGUCGUUGCACCCAACAGCCCGAUGUGGUACUCAUCUCAACCCCUCACGAUGCAGCAAGUGGAGCACAUGCUAGCUCGCAUUAUCGUGGUCCGAGAGAUCCAUGAGAUCAUUGGUGCUGGUCCAGAGAACAUGAGUUAAACUGAGAGGACUGACUGGAGUGAUGGGAACUAGUUCUCCAGUCACUGAUUGUUGACUAUGCAGUACCUGUCCCGACUCUAUAAACAUCACUGACCAUCUCAAAUAAAAUGGAUCAACUUCUGAAACAAUCAUUAUUUUCUUCUGAGGAGUGUAUCAUGAAAUCACUCACAAGAAUUUCUCUUCUUACAUUUUCUGUUUUCAGCAAUCACGUCUAGAACCUUUUUAACUGGCAAUUUAAACGAGGCUUUAGUCUCACCACCGCUGGAUCAUGAUCAAUCUCUUGGGCUGCUGCUCUCUGAGCUGAGCAGAGGUGGUGCAGUGUUCUCAAUACAUGAAGAUCUUUGACCCUUCACUUCGUAACCUUACAGACCGUUAACCACGUCUUGCUUCUCCUCAAAGUCCCACUAUGAUGCAUUACAUCUUAAUGGACAGUUGCCGGGACCACCGCUCAUGACUUUUUUUGGAUACUGACUGCAUUUUGGAUCAUAUGUAUUGAUAUGUUCAAACCUGAAGAACUUGUGCCUGUUUUUUUUUUUUCUUUUUUCAAAAAGUACAUCAUAAUUUAUGCUUGUGGAUCUUUGAGUGAGUCGAACCUCCGAUAUUCGCAAGGUCAAGUGCUAUAUUAUAGUCAUGCAGGUGGUUGGAAACAUUUUUCUCAGGUCUAAGCUAUCGAUUCAAACACCCGUCAAGGAUUUUUGCCAACUUAUUCCUGUAUGUAUGUAUAGUAGGUUAUUAAACAGGAUAUGCAGAUGGAAUCAUCUUUGUUUAGCUAAUGCAGUAUUAAUCCUUGUAUCAAGAGUCAUGUCAAGCAGUUCAAUAAUGAAAAGUAUUUAGCGCUGUGAGUGUCUUGAAAUGCAACUCUGUUGACAUUUGAAAUAAGGAUUAACUGUGGGCCUUUUAAAAAUGACUUCUUGCACCAACAGCAUCCAUAGCCUAGUGGUACCUCCAGGGAAAUUACAUGUAAAUGUGGAUUAACUAGAUUGACAAAAGGUUUUAAUACAGUUCUGCUUAAUUUGUUUAUUACUAAAAACGAGUUGUAUAGUACUGUA